CCUUCCUCUUUUCGUCAAGGUUGUGGUCAAGAUCGAUGCUCAUCCCUCGCAACCCCUCAUUACCCCAACCGUCAGCAUCGGCACCGAUACACCCGGGCCGACAACACGAAACCACCCCGUAUCUCCGACUCCGUUCCGGGCACAACAGCGGAGUACUUAAACACAACGACGACACGCCGUCCUCCCCCGCAACAAACCGCGACAAAACCACAAAACCACCAACCAAAUACAGCCUCUCUCAACUCACCAUCAAACCACCCAACUCCAAAAAAUGACCACCACCACCCAGCAAACAAUAACCCUCCACGCCCAAUGCCUCUGCCGCGCCCACUCCUUCGCCACCCCCCCGCUCCCCACCACCUCCCUCCCCCUGCCGUCCUCCUCCUGCCACUGCACCUCCUGCCGCCACCUCACCGGCGCCCUGCGUUCCUCCGACGCGCCCUGGCCCGGCCCAGCCAACGUCAUCCACGCCGCUGCUGACGCUGAUGCUGAGGGUGGGGGUACGCUGCGGCGGUAUGUGCAGACGGAGAAGAUGAAUAUACUGUUCUGUGGGCGGUGUGGGAGUCCCUUGUUUUGUGAGCAGCUCCCGGCAGAGGGCGGUGGUGCCGGUGCCGGGGAACCGGAGUAUUUGGCUUUUACGGGGGCGUUGUCGGUGGAGGGGGACGGCCCGGGUGCGACGCUGCCGCCGGUGGUGAGGUGUGUGGAUCAUAUUUUUGUGGGGGAUACGCUUGAUGGGGGGGCGCUGCCGUGGUUGAGGGGGAUGGAUGGGGAGGGGGGGCCGGCGGCGAAAGUGUGGCUUGGUGGGCGCGAUUGUAGUGAAGAGGUUCCUGCUGGGGCGCGGUGGCCGGCGGUGGGGGCGUUGGAGAAGGGGUAUGAGGCUGGGUUGAAGACUGAGGGGGCCAAGGGGGAUGUGUCGCUUCGGUGCCACUGUCGCGGGAUCGAUUUGGUGCUGCGCGCGGGCGAGGCGCAGAGGGAGUUUGAGGAGACGCAGAGAAGGGGUGGGGAGUUGCCGUGGUAUAUUGAUCCCGUCACGCACAAGGGCAUGGGCUCGCUGGAUGGCUGCGACUCGUGCCGGCUCGCAGCCGGAUCCGAGGUAUACAACUGGACCUUUGCGGCGCUCAGGCAUAUAUCGUUUGCGGGCGCCAACAAGGAGGGGUUCCCCCGAGACACGUCGCAGCUGAGGAUAGCUACCGAGGCAAAAGAUGGUGAGGGGCGCGAUCCCAGGCUAGGUACGCUCGCUUUCUACGCCAGUUCUCCUGACGUUCAGCGGUACUUUUGCGGUAGAUGCUCGGCAACCCUGUUCUACGCCGUAGAUGACAGGCCCGACAUCGUCGAUGUGGCGGUCGGAUUGUUGGACUCUCCCGAUGGCGCGAGAGCUGAGAGCGCCAUCUCGUGGUCUUUCGGGGGUGCCAUGACUUGGAGGCAGGACAUGAUCGGUACCUGGAGGGAGAUAAUGCUGCAUGCAGUGGAAAAGGAUGCUGAGGAGUGGAGGGUCGAAAGGGGUUACCCCAAGCACUGGCGCAGGGUUGCAAGGGAGGAAGCUGAGAAGGCCGGUGAAAAGUAAGAGCCACGCUUUCGGGGUUUAUAUCUGGUGCCCCUGGCCCGCGCACUGUUGC
Chaetomium fimeti is the source of this 1616-nucleotide messenger RNA. RefSeq lists its product as uncharacterized. The record is from RefSeq and is a predicted model, not a curated record. NCBI's taxonomy places the organism in Eukaryota, Fungi, Ascomycota, Sordariomycetes, Sordariales, Chaetomiaceae. The coding region runs from base 272 to 1564 and encodes 430 amino acids. Gene Ontology annotation, molecular function: carbon-sulfur lyase activity. The transcript has a single exon.